UGGUGCGACCCGUUCCAGGCGACGUCAUUGCCUGCAGCUCUGUGUUUUAGUGGCCACGGUUUCCUCUUAAAAACAGUCCCGAAUGGCUUUUCAGUGUCAGCGAGACUGUUAUAUGAAAGAGUUCAGCACUUCAGUCGUUUCCUGCUGCCCUGCGGAACUAAAACAAGAUGUGGACGGAAAGAAAGAAAUUGUCAAAGGUUUUAAUGUUAAGCUCCAAGAUACGAUCUUAUUUCCUGAAGGGGGAGGUCAGCCAGAUGACCAUGGACUGAUUGCAGAGGUUCCUGUUUUGAGGGUAACAAGACAAGGACCAGAUGCUUUACACUUUGUGACCUUACCUCUGGAGGUGGGUCAAGAGGUGCACGUGAAGGUGGACUGGGAGAGGAGGUUUGAUCAUAUGCAGCAACACUCGGGUCAGCAUUUGAUCACAGCUCUGGCAGACACAAUGUUUGGAUACAAGACCACUUCCUGGGAUUUGGCUUGUCAGAGAAGCACGAUUGAGCUGGACACUCAUUCUGUACAACCAGCUCAGCUUCAGGCACUGGAAGAAGCUGUAAAUGAGAAGAUCAGAGCUCACGUUCCCGUUAAUGUUAAACUCCUUUCUUUAGAUGAUCCAGCUGUGGAAAAGGUGAGGAGUCGCGGACUGCCAGAUGACCAUGCAGGACCGAUUCGGAUCAUUGAUAUAGAAGGCGUUGAUGCUAACAUGUGUUGUGGCACACACGUGUCUAACCUCAGCCACUUACAGGUUAUUAAACUGCUUGGGACUGAGAAAGGAAAGAAAAACAAAACCAACUUGAUCUUCCUGGCAGGAAGCCGAGUACUGAAAUACGCAGAGAAGAGCUACAGCACGGAGCGUUCUCUGGUGUCUCUUCUAAAGACGGGAGCAGACGAGCAUGUCAAGGCCGUUGACAAGUUGCAGAAGUCUGUUAAGCUGCUACAGAAGGCUAAUCUGAGCCUGCUUCGUGAUAUGGCCGUCCUGGUUGCUCAGAACUUUAAGAACGAUCCUCAGAGUGGGAGCUUCUUCAGUUUACACAAAAAAGAGGGUGAUAAUGAGUUCAUGAAUAUCAUUGCCAAUGAAAUCAACACAGAGGAAACUUUGGUUUUCCUGACUGUUGGAGAGGAAAAGGGACCUGGUUUGUUUCUCCUGGCUGGACCCAGUGGACCGGUGUCUGAAUUGGGGCCACGGGUUUUAGAUCUGCUUGAAGGGAAGGGAGUGGGGAAGAACGGGCGUUUCCAGGGCAAAGCCAACAGCCUGGCACGGAGAGGAGAGGUGGAGGAUUUCCUGAGACAGCACUGCAAACAUCACAGCUCCGAGGAAGAAUAAACCCAGUAACCUUUCAGUAGAAGUUGUUUUAUCUG
Molecule: messenger RNA, 1356 nt
Organism: Nematolebias whitei (Rio pearlfish)
Lineage: Eukaryota; Metazoa; Chordata; Actinopteri; Cyprinodontiformes; Rivulidae
Gene: aarsd1
Product: alanyl-tRNA synthetase domain containing 1
Exons: 12
Coding region: 83-1321 (412 amino acids)
Biological process (GO): alanyl-tRNA aminoacylation; regulation of translational fidelity
Molecular function (GO): ATP binding; Ser-tRNA(Ala) deacylase activity; nucleic acid binding
Source: RefSeq, a predicted model, not a curated record